AUGCACUUCACAUCCAUUACCGCUGCAGCAGCAAUUGCAUUGGCACUGGUUGCCGGUGAUGCAAACGCACAUAUGGGCAAAGGUGUUCCUCAUAACUUCAAGGUCAGAGAAGUCAUCAAGCCAGGCAGUGGUAUCAUGACUGCUGCCAAGCGUGCUGCAACUGCCGCCGCUGCUGCACCUUCAAUCACAAACGAACAAUCAGAAGAGCAACUCAAGAGCCAAACAGAAGAAUGUGAAGCAUACAAUUACCCUGGUAUCUCAGACAUCAAAGCAAACUUCCCAACCGUUUGGCAAACAGCUGAAUUGGUUCAAGGUGACACACAAGCAUCACAAGUUUGGGAUUCCAUCCAAAAGAGUGGAAUCAUUCCAGCAGAUGUCAAACAAAAAGGUACAGGCGGUAAGGGUGAUUUCUCAUCAGUUACACCAACCUACCCUGCUUCUGAUCCUGACUGUUGGUACGAAUACCACAAAUGUGUUACACCUAAACAUAAAGGUUUGAAUCCUGACAUUUGGCAAUGCCCUGAACCUGAAACCUGGGGUUUAACGUUCGAUGACGGACCGAACUGCACCCACAACAAAUUUUACGAUUUCCUCAAGGAGAACAACCAAAAAGCAACUCUUUUCUAUAUUGGAUCCAACUUACUCGAUUGGCCUGCACAAGGUCAACGUGGUUUGUCUGACGGUCAUCAUAUCUGUGUUCAUACCUGGUCCCAUCAGUACAUGACCCAAUUGACCAACGAUCAAGUGUUUGCAGAAUUAUACUACACCGGAAAGGCAAUCAAGGAUAUUCUCGGUAUCACUGCUCGUUGCUGGCGUCCACCAUAUGGUGACGUUGACGAUCGUGUUCGUGCAAUCGCUCAAGGUUUGGGUAUGAGUACAAACGUUUGGAGUGACGAUACGGAAGAUUGGCAAAUUCAACCACAAGGUACAUUGCCAACAUCAGCAAUCGUUCAGAACUACAACUCAAUCAUCAAUCAAAACUAUGAUACUCACGGUAACAUCGUUUUGACCCAUGAAAUCAAUGCUGAUACGAUGAACGAAAUGAUGCAAAUGUACCCAACGAUCAAGAAGCAUUUCAAGAACAUCGUUCCAAUCACAGCAUGCAUGAACGAAACCAACCCAUACCCAGAAAGUAUCACUUUCCCAAACUUUGCUGAUUAUACCGCAGGAAAGAUUUCACCUGCCAAUAUUCCUGAUAUGAACAACUUCAAGAUUUCUUCUGCUACUUACAGUCCUCUUGCCGUUGCCACUCAAACAGGUUCGACCGUUGGCAGUAACGGUCAAUUAUCCACUGGACCAAAGAAGACAUCCGGUGCAAGCCCAACGGCUGCAUUGAACAACUGGACUGCAGUUUCUUGUGGUAUCUUUGCCAUUCUUGGAUUCCUUUUGGUUGCUUAA
Molecule: messenger RNA, 1398 nt
Organism: Meira miltonrushii
Lineage: Eukaryota; Fungi; Basidiomycota; Exobasidiomycetes; Exobasidiales; Brachybasidiaceae
Product: glycoside hydrolase/deacetylase
Exons: 1
Coding region: 1-1398 (465 amino acids)
Biological process (GO): carbohydrate metabolic process
Cellular component (GO): membrane
Molecular function (GO): chitin deacetylase activity
Source: RefSeq, a predicted model, not a curated record